Messenger RNA from Larimichthys crocea (large yellow croaker), 2490 nucleotides. RefSeq names its product cholinergic receptor, nicotinic, beta 5a (gene chrnb5a). The record is from RefSeq and is a predicted model, not a curated record. NCBI's taxonomy places the organism in Eukaryota, Metazoa, Chordata, Actinopteri, Sciaenidae. The coding region runs from base 270 to 1589 and encodes 439 amino acids. Gene Ontology annotation, cellular component: postsynaptic membrane. Gene Ontology annotation, molecular function: acetylcholine-gated monoatomic cation-selective channel activity; transmembrane signaling receptor activity. Gene Ontology annotation, biological process: monoatomic ion transmembrane transport. The transcript is spliced from 8 exons.
GUUUGAAGUUCGUCACUGCAUUUGCUUUAGCAUCACCAUUAACUGGAAGAUAAACACAUCAAAAUGAAGGGUUUACUCCUUUUAUCCUUCUCAGUGUUGGUCUGGGCAGCAGGGCAGAGAAUGCAGAGGAGCGGCUGGUGAAUUACCUGUUGGGUCCAGAGCGCUACAACAAACUGAUCAGACCAGCUGUUAAUAAGAGCCAGCAGGUCACCAUCUCCAUACAGGUGUCUCUGUCUCAGCUCAUCAGUGUAAAUGAGAGAGAACAGAUCAUGACGACCAACUUGUGGCUGUGUCAGGAGUGGAAUGACUACAGGCUGAGAUGGGACCCAGAAAAAUAUGAAGGCAUCAAGAAACUACGAAUACCAUCCAAACACAUCUGGCUCCCUGAUAUAGUGCUCUACAACAAUGCUGAUGGCGUGUACGAGGUUUCCUUCUAUUGCAAUGCUGUGGUCUCCAACACAGGAGACAUCUUCUGGCUUCCCCCAGCCAUCUACAAGUCAGCUUGUGCCAUCGAGGUGCAGAACUUCCCCUUCGACCAGCAAAACUGUACUCUCAAGUUCCGCUCAUGGACCUACGACCACACGGAAGUGGAUUUAAUCCUCACAAGCGACUUUGCCAGCCGUGAUGACUUCACGCCAAGCGGAGAGUGGGACAUCGUCUCACUCCCGGCUCGCAAAAACGAGGACCCCAAUGACAUCACCUACCUGGAUAUCACCUAUGAUUUUGUGAUCCAGAGGAAGCCGCUGUUUUACACCAUUAACCUGAUCAUCCCGUGUGUGCUGAUCACGUCGUUGGCAAUCCUGGUGUUCUACCUGCCGUCAGAUUGUGGGGAGAAGAUGACGCUGUGUAUCUCAGUGCUGCUUGCGCUCACUGUGUUCCUGCUGCUGAUAUCAAAGAUAGUGCCACCCACCUCUCUCGCAGUGCCACUCAUAGGUAAAUACUUGAUGUUCACAAUGGUGCUGGUCACUUUCUCCACUGUGAGCACAGUCUGUGUCCUCAAUGUGCACCACCGCUCCCCAUCCACCCACCACAUGCCAGACUGGGUCAAACGCCUCUUCUUAAUCCGCCUGCCCACCUUCCUCCUCAUGAGGCGUCCAGGCUCUUCUAAUGUCCGUGAUAAACUCCGCCGGAAGUACGCCAACCAAAGUACUGUGGGGAAAAACUAUUCCCAGACCGGCACAGAGAAGAAGCAGUACUCCAACAUCAGACUCGGUGGGAUCCGAACAGACACCGACUCGUUCUACGUGAACGAGGACUUGGCGCACAAGUUUUGCUGGAAGGUGGGCGACAUCCCAGAUGGGGGUGGUGGGUUUUCAGACUUCCACCAAAGGCGUCUGGCUGUUCAGUGGGAUGCAGAUCUGGAGGAAGCAGUGGAUGGAGUGAAAUACAUCACUGAACACAUGAAGACAGAAGAUGACGAUGAAGGGAUCAUAGAGGACUGGAAGUAUGUAGCCAUGGUGAUAGACCGUCUGUUCCUGUGGAUCUUCAUCCUGGUGUGUGUGGUGGGAACUCUGGGACUCUUCAUGCAGCCAUUGUUCCAAAGCUAUAACACACGGACUGCUGAUGACGCCGAGUAUGGAGAUUUCUAGGAUUUCUGUGACGUAAGAAAGUUAAAUAUGUGUGUCUCAUAGAAAGUAUAACCGGGAAGCUACACCAGGUCUAGCUCUUUGUUGGUUGGAUCAUAACCUACGGAGCCAGCUAUUGGUUGGUUUGCAGCUUCGGACGGACCUUGAGACAGAAUCAUGCUAGAACACCUUUAUUAUUUUUUUUUAUUACUGCAUGGCUUCUAUUUUUGAUGGAUUUUGCCAACAUCCAAGCUCCGCCAUCACCACAGGCAUGGCAAUCUUGAUACACUUUUUAUAACUUCCUACAUGAUGACAUUGUUAUAAAGUUAAGAUAGUGCCUGUGCACAGUUAACAACAUACAAGAUAAGUUGCAGACUGACAAUGUUUAACUUUCUCAAUAUGAAGAAGCACCACAAAGAUAAUGAAAUAUACUGAUCAUUUGUUGUCUUUGUUUCAUUUUGGACUGGUUGAUGUAAGAGUUCUGUACAAUGGAAGCAGGUUCAUUACACAUUACAACUCCUCUGAGAGCAUAAGGUCUGCUCUCCUCUGCACCACUGUUGACAUGAAAAAUAUAACAUUAAACAACAUUACAGUACAAUGGACCAUAAUUUUUUGUUUGCCUGCUCUUCUCAAACAAAGCUUUAUUGUAAUAAAGUGAGGACACUUUGUGCUUUGUGCACUUUGUGUUAUCCUUUCUCUUCAUAAAAAUAUAAAAGCAUCACUUCAAGCAUCUUUUGUUCUGCUUCAGAGCUUUGUGCCUCAUUUCCACCAUCCACUUCCCAAACAGAGUUGUAGUUGUUAAUGCAAUGUCUUAUUUUGAAGUAUGUGUAUUCUCCUCUUGCUUCCUCUUAAUGUCUUUCUCUCACUUCCUUAGUUAUUAUUUUAUUUUCUCUCCUUUGUUUCCCAUAUCACAAUUGUAGCGCCA